GGGACGGAUGGAUCCCCAUCGGAAGAAGCGAGCUUCCGGGCUCGCGCUGUGAAUGACUCGGAGGCCGGGAACUCGUCAUUUAUUCAGGGCUGUUAAAAUAGUCUGGAAGGCCCGGGUACCCUGUCGGAAAGAACAGGGCUUAUUGGGAACUUGGUUUCUUGGGAACGUCAAGUGAAAACGAAGUCUUGAGUGUUUAAUAGUCACUGUCGGGAGGCACUUUAACAUGUUUAAGAUGGAAGCUGGCUUGGCGUGCGAGAACUUGUUUUAAAACGGGGAGGAGUUGUGUGUGUUCAUAACCACAGGAAACACUGCCUGAUGUAGACAUGUUUGGAAAACAGAUGUGUCGAAAGACGAAAAAUUCUCUUGGAACUUUAAAAACACGGUCUUUUUAGGAAAACGAAUUUUAAACUGAUUUCUUGUUAUGGCAGUAAAGGCUAAUGCUUCCUUUAGUUUGACUUAACAUUGUGGUCACCCAAACCGUGUGAGAAUCUGAAAAGUUCCCAGGAAAAAGAUACAAACAACUUGCUGGGGGACUUGCAGGGCCCCGCCUGGUCCCGAAAUUCCUCAGGAAGGAGUUCCUGAGUGUCAAGGUUCUUAAAUGAGGACAGUUAUAAGCUAGGACUUCUCUCAAACUUGAGUGCUGAGGAGGACUCAGAUGUUGGCCUCAGCUCCUAGGCUGAACUCAGCAGAUUGGCCCAUGAAAACUUCUGUAUUGAGACAAAGGAAAGGAUCUGUCAGAAAGCAACAUCUAUUAUCCUGGGCUUGGCAGCAAGGAAUAGGACAGGUAGUGGAAAUCCUGCAAUCUGAAAAGCAGACUGAAAGGUGACAAAGAAGCUGAAGAUGGGUGGUGGAGAGAGGUAUAACAUCCCAGCCCCUCAGUCUAGAAGUGUUAGUAAGAACCCACAACAGCUUAAUAGACAGAAGACCAAGGAGCAAAAUUCCCAGAUGAAGAUUGUUCAUAAGAAAAAAGAAAGGGGACAUACUUAUAACACGUCAGCAGCUGCCUGGCAGGCCAUGCAAAAUGGGGGGAAGAACAAAAACUUUACAAAUAAUCAGAAUUGGAACUCGAGCUUAUCAAGUCCCAGCUUGCUUUUUAAGUCUCAGACUAAUCAGAACUAUGCAGGAGCCAAAUUUAGUGAGCCACCAUCACCAAGUGUUCUUCCUAAACCACCAAGCCACUGGGUUCCUGUUUCCUUUAAUCCUUCUGAUAAGGAAAUAAUGACAUUUCAACUUAAAACCUUACUUAAAGUACAGGUAUAAAAUAAGAGCAAGUACUAAUGUUUAAAUUGAGUAAUAUUUAAGGGUAGUUGUCGAUUGUUUCCUACCAAAUUCAAUGCUAGGUAUUUAAUCUCUGUAAAACUGCUAAUUAAUGUAGAAAAUACAGACUUCAUCUUGUUUCGUGUUGCCGUGCACUGUGAUGUAGUGGUAGUAUCAGUGCCACUUAAAAUAACUAAAUUACUGAUCAUUGUAUUUGAUAACAAGUGUUCUCAAUUGAGUAACUUACGUGAAACCAUUCAAGUUUAGAUUUGGGGACUGGCAAAGGAAUCAACUUUUCCUAUUGCUUUUUGGGGUAAAAUACUGAUUUAAGAUUAUCACUCAGAAGUCAGAAGAUUUACUUGUUGAAAGCUAGUGAAUCUGGUUAUAACCAUCUAGUCAAGACAGGGAUUGAGAACUAGUUUAAUGCCCUAGAAACACCUAAACCAGUAAUGCCAACAGUAUGAUGCACUGCCAAAAGAAAAUGUGAAUUUUCCUUACAGGAUAGUCAUAGUUUAGUAAACUAAACAGUGGUGAAUGUGGAAGGGGCACUAGGAGCUAUUUAGAAUGAGACAGUGUCCUCGAGGCCCCAUUUCUUAUAUGCAGUAGAUAGGUGAACUGUAACAGAUGUGCCAAAACCAUUUUUUUAUAGAAAAAACAGUAUUUGGUGGUCACAGAAUAGCUUUCAAAAUACAUUUUGUAUUGUAGCACUGUACAAGCUAUUGACAGUGAUCUGGCCUCAAAUCAUCCCUGCAAGCUUGCUUCAAGUAGGGAGCUAUAUAAUGUGAAAGUUUUGAGUACCUAGGAAAGAAAGAGCCAUGUAAAUAUUUGUAAUAAAUUUGUAGCAUAUGUAAAGUUUUGGCAUUCAUCUUACAAAAAGAGAGUAUUUUAGUAUGAAUUCACUGAAUGUAAGACCAUGGACUCUUUUUUUACACAGUGGCCUCAUUUUAAAGGUCUGAAAUGAUUUGUUUUUAAAGUUUGCCCUUGUGCUAAAGUGCCAGUGUAUGUAUAAUUGAUCUGGUUGUAAACUAUAUUUCAAAAUCAUAGUGUAAUAAGUUUUAUAUAACUAUAACUGAAAAGAUUUUAAAGCUGCUAAAACACUUGUGAAAUGCAGUAUGGGACUAUUUUAAUUUUUAUUCCUUAAGCCCAAAGAUUAACUGUUAAAGGGUCCGUCCAACUUUAAAAAUUCAUAUUGGCUUUGAACAAUGUUUGUAACCUAUGAUACGAGUAUAUUUAAUCAUGCCAGUGUUGUUUUUGUCACCAGUAAGUGCAACCAGGGGACCAUGUAUGCAAAAGAUGUGAUUUCUUGCAUAAUACCUUGAUAACAUGUUUUACCUACUUUAAAAAUAAAUGCUAAGUAUAAUGUUAAACCAAUAUUAAAUUUAAAAUGUGGGGAUCAAUUAAAAAUUUGGUUUUAAGUGCCCUAGUCUCUAAUUUGGCAGUUUUUUUGAUAUUUUUAGGCAGAAUGGCCAUUUAUUUCUCCAGUUAAGGUGAGCUAAUAUUGCCCAACUCAAAUAAUUACUUAACGUGCAUAUACGAAUUCUGAAGCAUGAAAUUAAAAAUAAAACUGCUUUUUCUUCCCAG
This is a messenger RNA of Miniopterus natalensis, 2838 nucleotides long. RefSeq names its product proline rich nuclear receptor coactivator 2 (gene PNRC2). Lineage: Eukaryota; Metazoa; Chordata; Mammalia; Chiroptera; Miniopteridae. The record is from RefSeq and is a predicted model, not a curated record.